Molecule: messenger RNA, 471 nt
Organism: Aspergillus ochraceoroseus IBT 24754
Lineage: Eukaryota; Fungi; Ascomycota; Eurotiomycetes; Eurotiales; Aspergillaceae
Exons: 1
Coding region: 1-471 (156 amino acids)
Source: RefSeq, a predicted model, not a curated record
AUGUUUUUCGCGAGUUUGACGUAUAUCUUCACCACCAGAGAGAGAUCGAGGGACGUCCCAGCUAUGGGUGGCCACGGUCGAUGUACUACAGAAUUGCGCAGCAGUUGGCCAGACAAGACCCUGCGUACUAUCUAUGGUACGUUCUCUUGCGGCCAGAUCACUGCUGGGCGGCUAAUCAGCUACCCCUAUUACGCCAAGUACGCACGACAUGGCGAUUCUACAUGGUUUCGUCACAUCGAUAUCAACAUUUCGCAAGCGCUCGCGCGGGGCAGAGGCAUGGCCACUAUCCAGAGAUCGAUCUCGUUGGAUGAGGAGGAUACAGAUAACUGCACUCACUCAGCUGCUCCGCGGAAUGCAGAAGCAUUCUUGCGGAACGGGAGUCGCCGAAUAAGGGAACGGGGUCAGACAGGAUCUCAUGCACGUAAACUGCUACACCACCUAGUUGGGCUAAAUCAAGCAUACCAUAUCUAA